AUGGCUGUUUAUACACAGGAAUCGAACAGCCUGCUUGGCAGCAGCACCCGGAAGCAAAGCCCAGAGGCCUACUACGACAGCAUCUCUGCAUAUACACGCCGCAAGCCCAGUGAAAGUAUCCACUGCGGUCUGCAUUAUAAAGACUUUGCAGAGUUCCUCAGCCCUGGACCACGUAGCACAACCCCCAUAGCAUCAAAUGCUUCCGUGCAACCACCCACCUCUGCUACAGGCUAUCCAUUCAUCACAAGCCUUGUCUAUAACAAGAAAGGUGUAACAAUUGGACAGCCAUUCGAGCACACUGAUCCCGCGAGGCUACAUGAUGAUCUGGAUGAGCAACAAAAGAAGCUACAUCUGCAGCAUCCCGAUACAGCGCAACAGGAUACCGCUACGCUUCUUUUCAUGAGUGGAUACCCUUCGCCGCAAUGGAUCUGUGCCUUGGGUGCAGAGUUUCGCGUGGAUCCAGAAUUCUUCCGACGCCAUAUGAGUUUCUGCCAGGUGACCGACUACAACGACCAGCCUUGCUUACCAUCUGGGUUUCUGAACAUCUUGACUCUCAGAGAGGUGAAGCUUUUUCACAGAGAGAAUGUCAUCUCCCAAGACAAGGUCCAGCAAGCGCGAGCUCAAUCUUCUGACGAUGUCAGGAGCAGUCACAAUAACCUGCAAAACUUGGGUGACUCGAUAGUACGAAGGUUCUCGCCACAUAAUGAACGAACCUUCUCAACAGAGCACAACAUCUCUUGCUAUAUCGCCAAGAAGCCGCAGGGAUCAUGGUUCAACAGACAUGUCUGUUUUCAGCUCGAUGCCAAUACAUUCAAGGUCACAAAGCUUACCCCUAUGGCUUUAGCGUUAGUUUGGAUGGACUCGGGCCGUGAACCUGUUGACAACGAAACCAAAGGCACUGCUGGGCCUCCUUGGGUGGACUCGCACACCAGACUUCCCAUCAUCCAGCAUUUUUACAAGUCAGCGCUAAAGUACACCGCUUCUGUGCCCCCACCAGCGACUACCACGCCAACGGCAUCAGCAGCGCAUGGACAACACCGUCCAGGGCCACAUCCAAGCCAGGACAGAUAUAUCCCUGCCAACCAACAAGGCACUGGUCAGACCAACAUCCAAAGCAAUCCACGUUCUGCCCACCUGCCAAAUGUAUAUGGUCUCCCAUCCACGACAGAGACACCCAAGACGGACCCCCUUGGACUUUUGCAUGACCUUUACAAGUACUGUCUCUCGGGCGAAAGCCAGUUCAUCAACUUCCUAGGUCAACAGGUGGAUGAAAGUCUCCGCCGUGCCUCACAGGACCCAGAAUUCGCACUGGAGAAUCUGCGUUACAACAAAGCUCUGCUAGAUGACCAUAUUGCCUACUUGAGCGAACUCGAAUGUUUUACUAAGGCAUACCAUGAACUAAGCAAAGAUGAAAUUGGCACUGAACUGCAUCAAACACCAGCCACUGGAGCAAGACUCACGGCGAGAUAUAGUAUAUUGCAAGACAUUGCAUCUCUCACAGGCCGUGCGAACCGCUUUUCGCAGCGAUGCUUGGAGGGUACCGCAGCCAUCAUGAAUGCAGCUGCAUUGCUUGAGUCACGCCAGGCCAUUAAUCAGUCUGAACAAGUCAAGCUGUUGACAUUGCUUGCCACGGUCUUCAUUCCAGCAUCGUUCGUGUCCUCUGUAUUUGGUAUGAACUUUGUAGAGAUGGACUCCGGGAAAAGCUGGAGCUGGGCUGUUGGAUUUGGAACCAUCGGUGCUGUGAUCUUGGUUUCCGGGCUUAUGAGCUAUUGGCUGGAAGCCAAGUAUAAGAAAAAGAAAGAAAAAGUCAAAAUGGUUAGUUUGUUGUCUUCCAAUGUCAAUGGCUGA
Molecule: messenger RNA, 1848 nt
Organism: Fusarium subglutinans
Lineage: Eukaryota; Fungi; Ascomycota; Sordariomycetes; Hypocreales; Nectriaceae
Exons: 2
Coding region: 1-1848 (615 amino acids)
Biological process (GO): transmembrane transport; metal ion transport
Cellular component (GO): membrane
Molecular function (GO): magnesium ion binding; cobalt ion transmembrane transporter activity; magnesium ion transmembrane transporter activity
Source: RefSeq, a predicted model, not a curated record